AUGCACAGCCCUUUUGUGAAAAACCUGCCUCUGGUGCCUGACGCUACGCCGGGGUCGGGCCAGCUGCACCCCACACCUCGACUCCCUCCUACGCUGACGCUCGCAGCAUCGCCCACGAUCGACUCGCCGGACAGCGAGUCACCCGCCGUGAUUUAUGCGGAGGCGUUUGCGACCGACGAUGCCACGCCGCAGAUGCCCUCCGGACGCUGGUCGUCCGUGCAGCCCGAAGAGGAGGCACAGCCCGGGGCUGUGGCUGCCAACUCGGUGUGGCCGGAGAGCGAUGCGCCACGGCAGUCGACACCCCCGCCGCCAUCGACGCCGCCGCACGCAUCGACACCGCCGCGCGUGUCGACGCCGCCGUCGAUGCAACGGCACCAGAGUACGGCCGGCCAAUUUGAUAUCCCGACCUAUUACGGAGAUGACAGCGACGACAUGAUCAACGUGAUCGACUCGUACGACCGUGCGCCGACGCGGCAGUUAUCGCGCACAUCGAUGCGCAGCAACGCAUCGCCGUCGCUCGCAGCGAGCAUCGUCGACGAAUACGGGAGCUUGUCGCGCAUGUCUUCGGUGGUGUCCCGCUCCGGUACCUUUCAGAAGCGGCAUCCCCAUGCGACGCUUCCAGAUACGCCGCAGAACAUGUCGGGCAAGCGCCAAGAGGUUAUGCGCCGCGGGACGGCCGAGAGCGACGAUACCGGUGUGAUGAGCGACAGGUACCCGGGCGCCUAUCCAGCGUCAUACACCGGCCUCGAUUCGCCGCUCUCCUCGCCGGGACGCCGCCAGAUUAUCCGUGCGUAUGCGCCGCGCGUCGGCGACACGAGCGAGGCGGACCACUCGGUGGUGUCUUUUCCGGACCAGUCCACGGACCAGUUCAUCCUGCCGCCGGACUAUCAGUCGCAGGUGUUCCUCGGCGACCACCCGGAGCAGCUCUAUGGUGCAGACCGCGACUGGGACGAGCGCAAGCUCGCGGGCAAAAACCACUUUUCGAUUCGCGGCAUUGCCAAUCUGAGCGCGCUCAUCCUGCUUGUUCUGUCUGUGCUCAUGCUCUUUUUGGGCUACCCGUUGCUGAGUGCCUACCGCUCCUUUACCCAAAAUCGCGCGCGUGCGCAGCUCUUGGGCCAGCAGCCCGACGCGCCGAUCCAGACACUCAACAUCGACCACCUGCGCAACUCGCUCAUUGACCCCGACACACCAAUGGAGGAGCGCAACCGGACGCGGUUCCGCGACGGAAAGCCCAUGAAGCUGGUCUUUAGCGACGAAUUCAAUGUGCCGGGGCGCUCGUUUUACCCCGGCGAAGAUCCUUUCUGGCAAGCCGAGGAUCUUCAUUACUGGCAGACGGAGAACUACGAAUGGUACGACCCCGAGACGAUCACGACACAAGACGGCGACCUGGUGAUUACACUCUCGGAGAAGCCUGAGCGCGGCCUCAACUUCCGCGGCGGGCUCUUGUCGAGCUGGAACAAGUUUUGCUUCACGGGCGGCUACCUGGAGGUACGCUUGCAGCUGCCCGGCAGGAACAAUGCCUCGGGCCUGUGGCCUGCCGUGUGGACGAUGGGCAAUCUCGGUCGUGCUGGCUACGGUGCGUCGACCGAGGGCCUGUGGCCGUACUCGUACGACUCGUGCGACGUCGGCACGAUGACGAACCAGACCUACCUGGACAGCCAAGGCGGCGGCCCCGUUGCCGCCGAGACGUCCGGGCACUAUGUGGACCAGUACGGCCCAGCGCUGAGUUUCCUGCCCGGGCAGCGCCUGAGCCGGUGCACAUGCCCGAACAGCGACGACCACCCCGGCCCCAGGCACCCCGACGGCACGUUUGUCGGCCGUUCUGCGCCCGAGAUCGAUGUGCUGGAAGCCGCAGCAAACAAUGGCGAGGACGAGCAUGGCCAGGUGUCCAUGUCGCUCCAAGUGGCGCCUUUUGACGAUGCGUACAACAUCUCGCAGGCGAACGGGGGGUUUAUCAAUCACAACAACUCGAAGCAUGCCGCGAAGCUGAAUGACUAUACCGGCUCCUCCUUCCAGCAGGCGGUGUCUGCCAAGGUGAAUACGACGGACGCCGCUUAUCAAUACACGGGGGGUGAAUACGAUGAAUACGGCUUCGAGUACAGUCCAGGCGGCGGCCCUGACUCGUACAUUACGUGGACCUUGUCCCAGGAGCCUGCAGUCACCUUUAAUGCCACGGCGCUUGGGCCGAACCCAAGGACAGAGGUGGGGCAGCGCCUCAUCCCUCAGGAGCCCAUGUACAUCCUGAUGAACCUCGGCAUUGCGUCUUCCUUUGCUUGGGUGAACUGGGACGUACUCAGCGCCGAGUUCCCUGCUGUGAUGCGCGUGGACUAUGUUCGUGUCUGGCAGGAGGUGGACAAGAUCAAUGUCGGUUGCUCGCCUCCCGACUUCCCCACGGCGGCGUACAUCGAAAAGCACCAUGAUGCAUAUCACAACACGCAGUAUACCUCUUGGCUUCGGCCCAAAGACGAGGGAGGCUAUGAUCAUCCUUUCCCUGGGAAUAUGCUCAAGGGCGAAUGCUAG
This is a messenger RNA of Malassezia japonica, 2520 nucleotides long. RefSeq lists its product as uncharacterized. The transcript has a single exon. Gene Ontology annotation, biological process: (1->6)-beta-D-glucan biosynthetic process; fungal-type cell wall organization. Gene Ontology annotation, cellular component: endoplasmic reticulum membrane; plasma membrane. Gene Ontology annotation, molecular function: glucosidase activity. Lineage: Eukaryota; Fungi; Basidiomycota; Malasseziomycetes; Malasseziales; Malasseziaceae. The coding region runs from base 1 to 2520 and encodes 839 amino acids. The record is from RefSeq and is a predicted model, not a curated record.